Molecule: messenger RNA, 1396 nt
Organism: Diuraphis noxia (Russian wheat aphid)
Lineage: Eukaryota; Metazoa; Arthropoda; Insecta; Hemiptera; Aphididae
Product: alkaline phosphatase-like
Biological process (GO): dephosphorylation
Molecular function (GO): alkaline phosphatase activity
Source: RefSeq, a predicted model, not a curated record
ACGAAAGAUCGGUUUCGGACGCGAACGAAUCGUCACAGAACUGCGAUCCGCUUGGUACCGGYGAUACGUAGGUAACUCUAUACACGAUAAUAUAAGCGAAGUCAGUCCGACGUUUGAUUUUCCCCAUCGUUUCGAGUGCGAAUUUGAACAGWAGUUUUUUUGAACUAUCGAGUUUCGAUAUUUAAUAUAACACAAUCAUUUGCACAGGCGGCACGCGACGUGAACAUAACUUAUUACGCGCCCACAACGUUUAUAUUUUAAAAUAACGUCGAGCAAACUGUAUUAUUAUAUUGUUCUCGAUCACUGCACUGUCCCCUCGUCAAUCACAGCUCAUAGGCAAUAUAACGCUCAUCGCGCCACGCCGCCGUCAUGAUGAUGGGUCRUCAUCGGCUGGAGCUUUUAGUGGCGACACUCGCCCUGAUUACUUGCCGGGUAGCAGCCAGGAUUUUCGUCGAAGAUGAAGCGUAUUGGAUGUCAGUAGGCAAAACCGAGCUGGACGAAGCUUUGAACGUGGCGGUCAACAAAAAAGUCGCGAAAAACGUGAUUCUGUUUAUAGGCGACGGGAUGGGACCAAACACGGUAACAGCCACCAGAAUUUACAAGCACGGCGAGAGCGGACGAUUGACUUUCGAAAAGUUUCCGCACGUAGGCAUGCUUAAAACGUAUUCGGUCAACAAACAAGUGCCGGAUGCAGCAAGUUCAGCAACUGCAAUGUUCACAGGUGUAAAGGUCAAUCAGAGAACUAUUGGCCUGGACGCGAAUUACCACAUUAACGAUACAACUCAUUGUGGCAAUUCCAAUUCUCAGAGGAUAGGACUUACGUCGUUGGCCACGUGGGCGCAAGAUGCUGGGAAAAGCACCGACCACGCAAAUUUAUUAUCAAUUAAUGGAUAUCCAAAGCGAGGCAAUAAUAUUCUUGAUGUGGCAGGAACGUCCGAAACAGAUUAUGUUAAGUAUACUACAUUAACAUAUUCCGUAGGAUAUGCUAAACAUCCAGUGUACACACGUUCUGGCAGUUUAGUCAUUAGACAGGAUCCAACAAUUUCUAGUACAUCUAGUCACGAUUAUACCCAACAAGUGGGUAUUCCAGAAGAGACAGGACUACAUGGCGGAAGUGAUGUAGCAGUAUAUGCCAAAGGUCCAAUGGGACAUUUGUUUCACUCUAUUCACGAACAAAAUUAUAUUGCUCAUGCAAUAGCAUACGCAGCAAAAAUUGGUGCUUACCGAAGUGAACAAUUACAAUUAGUGAACCAAUCUAAUAUACAUUUUUCAAACACUUACCUUAUUUGCAUAUUAAUUAUGUCAUUGUUGUAUUUUGAUUAAGUUACAAUAUUAUUAAGUUUGAUAAUAAUUUUAUUGUCUUCUAAAAUUCAUUGUUUUAUUUAUUAUUUUUAUA